AUGAGCUUAUUAGUACCGUCUAUCAUUGUUGCCGUCUCGUGUAUUCUUUUAAAGCUUGUUCUCUCGGCUUGGUUGAGUUCAAAUCGGAUAUGGUCAGCUUUAAAGAAGGUGCCUGGACCUAAAGCCCAUUUACUGAAUGGAAAUCUAGAUAUCAUCGGUUCAAUCGAUGACUAUUUACCUAGCGUGAAGAAAUUGUGUGAACAAUAUCCUAAAAUGUUUCCGUUAUGGUAUGGCCCCACCAAUCCGGUCUUAAUGGUUAGCGAUCCUGUUAUCGCUCGAGAAUUUAACAAAUCUGCUAAUACCAAAGAGACACACGCACAUCGAUUUCUUCGCGAAUGGACUGGACCGGGGCUGUUGUACUCGAACGGAGAAUUAUGGGCAAGAAAUCGAAAAUUAUUAACACCUGGAUUUCACUUUGAUGUCUUGAAACCGUACAUGAUUGUCUAUAACGAAUGUACCGAUAUUCUAUUAGAGAAAUGGGUCAAUCAUGCCGAGCAAGGUAAACCAUUUGAAGUUUUAGAAGAUUUUUGCCUAUUGGCUUUCGAUAUUAUUGUACAGUGUGCGUGUUCAACACAGUUAAAUCCUCAAACGCACGGCUCCAAGCAUCCAUUUUUAGCUGCAUCUCGUGAAAAUACCGCGUUGGUUGAGGCUAGACUAUAUAAUCCACUCUUUUCUAACAGUUUUAUAUAUGGACUAUCCUCGAGCGGCAAGAAAUUUUACUCUAAUGUCGCUUACUCUAGACAGUUUGCUAAAGAAAUUGUACUUCAACGUAAAGCUGCUUUAGAAAAUCAAGACAAUAUCAAUGAAAGCAGAAAACAUCUUGAUUUCCUCGAUAUUAUGCUGACUGCUCAGGAUAGCGAAGGUGUGGGCAUGAGUGUUGAUGAAAUUGUCUAUCAAGUAAUCUCAUUUUUAUAUGCAGGGCACGAUACGACAUCUUCCUCCUUGUCAUGGUUGAUGUUUAGUUUAGCUUGUAAUCCUGAAUGUCAAAAGAAAUGUCGAGAAGAAGUAGAUAACGUGCUUGGAAGUAGAACAGAUUUGGUAUGGGAAGAUUUAGCCAAGCUCAAGUACUUGACACUAUGUAUUAAAGAAUCGCAACGUUUACAUACGACAGUGCCGAUACUAGCUUAUACGUUAGGAGAAGAUACCACAGUUGAAGGAUACACAUUCCCUAAAGGUAUGGAUAUUGAAUUUCCUUCUUAUGUCUUUCAUCACGAUCUAAAAUGGUAUAAAGAUCCCGAUAAAUUCAAUCCAGAACGAUUUACAGCGGAAAACUCCAAAGGUCGAGAUCCCUAUGCUUACAUUCCAUUUGCAAUUGGAGCUAGAAAUUGUAUUGGGCAAAAUUUUGCCUUGCAAGAACUAAAAGCAGUUUCUGCUAAAAUAAUACAGCGCUUCGAGAUAUUCACCAAUGAUACAUCGUAUCAUCACAUUCCCUCAGUCAUUUUGAAAAACAAGGGCGGUAUAUGGCUAUCUUUGAAAGAGCGCAGAGACUCUGUCGUUGAAACCAAGAAGGACGCAGUAACAUUUGGCAAGUCGAGAUUUCUCUUACCUCCUGAUAUGUCAUUCGGUUGGCAAUUCUAUAUUUUGUAUUGA
Trichoplax adhaerens is the source of this 1590-nucleotide messenger RNA. RefSeq lists its product as uncharacterized. The transcript has 3 exons. Gene Ontology annotation, molecular function: oxidoreductase activity, acting on paired donors, with incorporation or reduction of molecular oxygen; monooxygenase activity; iron ion binding. The record is from RefSeq and is a predicted model, not a curated record. The coding region runs from base 1 to 1590 and encodes 529 amino acids. NCBI's taxonomy places the organism in Eukaryota, Metazoa, Placozoa, Uniplacotomia, Trichoplacea, Trichoplacidae.